Molecule: messenger RNA, 1617 nt
Organism: Fusarium pseudograminearum CS3096
Lineage: Eukaryota; Fungi; Ascomycota; Sordariomycetes; Hypocreales; Nectriaceae
Exons: 5
Coding region: 1-1617 (538 amino acids)
Biological process (GO): L-threonine biosynthetic process
Molecular function (GO): threonine synthase activity
Source: RefSeq, a predicted model, not a curated record
AUGGCCAGCGAUUCGACACAUACUCAAUCACAAGUCUACCUCUCCACAAGAGGUGGUGACUAUGGUCUCUCCUUCGAGACCGUUGUCCUAAAGGGAUUGGCUGCCGAUGGCGGUCUUUUUCUUCCUCACGAGAUUCCUGCUGCGACAGAAUGGCAAAGCUGGAAAGACCUCUCAUACCAGGAAUUGGCUUUCCAGAUCUUUAGCCUCUACAUCUCCCGAAGCGAAAUUCCCGCCGAAGACCUACAAGGCAUCAUCAACCGAAGUUACUCGACAUUCCGCGCAGAAGAAGUCGUCCCCCUCGUCCAAUUGAAGGACAACCUACACCUCCUCGAACUCUUCCACGGCCCCAGCUACUCCUUCAAGGAUUGCGCUCUGCAGUUCCUCGGCAACCUCUUCGAAUACCUCCUUACACGAAAGAAUGAGGGCAAGGAGGGAAAGGACCGACAUCAUUUGACUGUUGUUGGUGCGACAAGUGGUGAUACCGGAUCCGCCGCUAUUCAUGGUCUUCGAGGAAAGAAGGAUGUGUCUGUUACCAUCCUGCACCCCAAGGGUCGUGUCAGCCCUAUCCAGGAGCUCCAGAUGACUACCUGUACCGACGCCAACGUUCACAACCUUGCCGUCACCGGUACCUUUGAUGAUUGCCAGGACAUCGUCAAGGCUCUCUUUGGCGACCCCGAGACCAACGCCGACCUCAAGCUUGGCGCCGUCAACUCUAUCAACUUUUCCCGAAUCCUCGCUCAGAUUGUUUACUACUUCCACUCAUACUUCACCCUCGCCAGAAAGGACCCAAACUUCAAGGUUGGCGACAAGGUCCGCUUCGUUGUGCCCACUGGAAACUUUGGCGACAUCCUGGCCGGAUACUUUGCCACCCGCAUGGGUCUCCCUGUCGACAAGCUUGUUAUCGCUACUAAUGAGAACGAUAUCCUUGAUCGAUUCUGGAAGACUGGAAAGUACGAGAAGCAGCCCGCCACGGGCCCUGAGGCGGAGGGUGGUCUUGAGGUCGAUGGUGUCAAGGCUCACGAGGAUGGCGUUAAAGAGACUCUCAGCCCUGCCAUGGACAUUCUAGUGUCUAGCAACUUUGAGCGUCUUCUCUGGUUCUUGGCCUAUGAGUUUGCCGCGACUGUCGGUAUGGAUGUCGAGUUCAACCGAAAGCAAGCCGGACAAGAGGUUGCUACUUGGCUCAAGGACCUCAAGAACAAGGGUGGUUUUGGUCCAGUUUACGUCGAUGUUCUCAACAGCGCCCGCAAGACUUUUGAGAGCGAGCGCGUCAGCGACCCCCAGACCCUCGAAACAAUCAAGCAUACCUACCAAAAACUCGGAUACAUCCUCGACCCUCACUCCUCCGUUGGUAUCACCGCUGCUCUCCGAUCUGCCGAGCGUGCCGAAGCCAACAUUCCUCACAUCUCUCUCUCAACCGCCCACCCCGCCAAGUUUGCCGGCGCCGUCGAGCUUGCUCUCAAGGAUGAGAAGGACUUUAACUUUAACGAAAAGGUUCUUCCCGAGGAGUUUGUUGGCCUUGAAAAGUUGCCCAAGCGGGUUUCCGACAUUUCAAAUGACUGGAAGGCUGUGAGGGAGCAGGUCAAGAAGCAAGUUGCCGAGGAACUUGGCGGACAAUGA